This is a messenger RNA of Talaromyces amestolkiae, 4311 nucleotides long. RefSeq lists its product as uncharacterized. Gene Ontology annotation, molecular function: nucleosome binding; DNA binding; histone binding. Bases 1 to 4311 code for a protein of 1436 amino acids. Gene Ontology annotation, cellular component: transcription elongation factor complex. Lineage: Eukaryota; Fungi; Ascomycota; Eurotiomycetes; Eurotiales; Trichocomaceae. The record is from RefSeq and is a predicted model, not a curated record. Gene Ontology annotation, biological process: nucleosome organization; transcription elongation-coupled chromatin remodeling; transcription elongation by RNA polymerase II. The transcript is spliced from 4 exons.
AUGAGCACCAGAGACUUGAUAGAGGGCGAGGCGCUGUUGGAUGACGAGGAGAACGAUGAGGAGUUCGACGAAGAGACCGGCGAGCCCAUCAGAGGUCCUAGCAAAGGACAGUCCAAUUCAUACGAUGAUUCCAGUGAAGAGGAUGAUGAAGAAGAGGAAGACGAGGAAGCUGCUCGCGCGGUUCGUGAAGGAUUUAUCGUUGACGAAGAUGAAGAAAUCGAGGAACGCGCCGAGCGCCGCCGAGAACGAAAGAAGCGCAGACGAGAGGAGCGUGAGAGAGAGGAGAUUGUUCUUGAUCAGGAAGAUUUAGAUCUCAUCGGCGAGCAAAAUCCAGAUUUCCAGCCUCAGUCAACUGAAUCAAAAUUCAAACGUCUGAAACGAGGUCAUAAGUCAGAUCGCCCCGCCGACGUCUUUAACUGGGAUGAGGAAGAAGAAGCUGCAGAUUAUGGCAGGCCUAGUCACCGCCGUCGCGACGAAGAAAUGGACGACUUUAUCGAAGAAGACGAGUUCUCGGAUGAGGAACGUCAGCGCCGAGAAGACGACGAAGAAAUUGCACAUCCCGUCCGCAAGGGAAUAUCCGGUCUUGCCAUCUCUGAAGCUACUGGCCUCGACGAAAAUGCCUUAGAAGAUAUGCGUGCGGCUUUCGGUGACGGUACCGACUAUUUGUUUGCUCUCGAAAUGGAGGAGGACGAAGAAGAGCAGCAAGAGGAAGAAACAAAGCACCUCGAUUUGAAGGACGUUUUCGAACCUACGCUAUUAGCCGAAAAGAUGUUGACUGACGAGGAUAACGAGAUUCGCUUUGCCGAUGAACCGGAACGCCAUCAAAUUGCUCGGAAGCCGUACAAAGGCGUUGUUCUGUCCGACGAUGAGUUCCGUGAAGAAGCCGUGUGGAUUUCAAACUUGAUGCUUUUGAGGAAACAACAUGUCAUUGAGGAUAACCUACAGGAGCCGUUUCAACGUGCUGUUGCCAAAGUCCUCGAGUUCAUGGUGACCGACGAUUUCGAAGUGCCUUUUAUUUUCCAACAUCGCAAGGAUUACUUGAUUCAUGCCGCCAAGGUUCCAGCUUCUCCUGACCCAGGCAACCCUGAUGCGCCGGAGUUCGUUGUACGCGCCCAGAAACUGUUGAACAUGAACGACUUGUGGGACAUUUUCGAACACGACUUGAAAUUCCGAGCUUAUAUUGAUAAGAGACAUACCUUACAAAAGACAUAUGACCGGCUUCAAGACAUGAAAAUCAAGGAUGAAAUCGUGGAUGAGAUGCUCACCGCUGCGACUACAAUGGAGGAAUUACAAGAUGUCCAGGAAUAUUUGCAUUUCCAAUACGGACCUCAAAUCAAGGAUCUCUCUUUAAAUUCGGACGAGACGAACGGUGAAGUGGAUGGCGAUGCUAAUGGACAGGCUAACGGCCAGACUACUCGCCGCAAAGCGGGUACGAACACCUUCUUUGAAAGAAUUCGCAAGAGCAACGUCUAUAGUUUGGUGCGCUCUUUCGGUAUUACUGCCGACGCAUUCGCUCAAGCCGCUUCUCAGAAUCGCCGUGGACAGUACACUGAGGAUCCCGAAAAACCACCCGAGGAGCUUGCAGAUACCGCUCUGGACACCGACUACAGCAACUCAACAAGCGCAAUGAGAGCUGCCAAGGCCAUGUUCGUGGAAGAGUUGGUGAUGAAUCCGAGAAUGCGAAAAGUCAUUCGUGAACAGUGCUACAGGAAUGGCGUUGUGGAUUGCUACCGAACAGAAAAAGGUCUUCGAAGGAUAGACGAGCAACAUCCGUACUACGAAUUUAAGUAUUUGCGUAACCAGCAACUCACGGAUAUUGCUCGACGUCCAGAGCUUUUCUUGAGCAUGCUCAAAGCUGAAGAGGAAGGAUUGAUCAACGUGACAGUCACUUUUCAAAACUUUGAUCGCUAUCGCCAAAGUCUAUACAGCCAUAUUGAGUCUGACAGUCAGAGUGAUGUCGCUGAUGCUUGGAAUCGAGAGAGACGUGAGGUUCUCGAUACCGCACUCGGCCGUCUUGUCAAACUGAUGACACGAAGCGUCAAGGAGAAUAUUCGACAGAAUUGCGAGAAUCAUGUCACUAAAGAAGUCCGCGAAGUGUUCUCGAACAAACUGGAUCAAGCUCCUUACAAGCCUAAAGGCAUGGUUCUUGGUACAGUUCCUCGAGUGCUUGCUUUCUCCAAUGGUGAUGCUCCUGUAAAUGGCGAUCACUUCAUCCACUGGGUCUGGGUUGAAGAAGAAGGCCGGCCCCAAGAGAAUGGAAAGUUUGCCAAACUGCAACUUGGAGAUGUAGAGCGUGGCGUCCCAGACGGAGAGGACGUUGCUGCAUUUGUAGAGUUGGUGCGCCGCCGCAUUCCUGAUGUCAUUGCUGUCUCAGGGCGAUCACCAGAGACUCGCAAGCUGUACAAGCUGCUUUGUGAUCUUGUCGACCGCAAAGAUCUUCGUGCUGCUCCAUAUACUGUCGGUCAAGGAAAGGAGGCGAAAGAGAUUACUGAUAGGUUGGAGGUUAUCAUGGUCAAUGAUGAAACAGCACAGUUAUACGCCAACAGCGAGCGCGCUACUGUAGACUUCCCGAUCAAACAGAGUUGGCUCACAUGUUACUGCUGUGGCAUUGCACGAUACCUCCAGAACCCGUUGAAAGAGUACGCAGCACUUGGCAAAGAUUUGGUGUCCAUUCAGUUCACACCCGGUCAGCGGUAUCUAGCCGAAGAUAUUGUUUCAAAACAAUUGGAGAGCGCCCUAGUCGAUAUGGUGAAUCUGUGCGGUGUCGAUAUCAAUGAAGCUGUGAGUGAUACGGCAACACAAACUCUCCUUCAAUAUGUCUGCGGUCUCGGACCCCGAAAGGCUUCUCAUUUGGUCAAGAUUGUUAACAUGAACGGCGGCAUUGUCAACAACCGUGUGGAACUACUUGGUGUCGAGGCGCAAUAUCCUGCUAUGGGCGUGAAAGUGUGGAACAAUUGUGCCAGCUUCCUUUACCUUGAUUGGGAGAACGUGGAGACAGAUGCUGAUCCCCUAGACAACACCCGAGUGCAUCCUGAAGAUUAUGAUAUUGCUCGCAAGAUGGCCGCUGAUGCAUUGGAACUUGACGAAGAAGACAUCAAGGCAGAGACGGACGAGUCUGGACCGGGCGCUAUUGUUCGGAAGCUUCUCAAAGAUGACCUUCAAGAUCGUGUCAAUGAUUUGAUCCUGGAGGAGUAUGCUGAGCAGCUGGAGAAGAACCUGAACCAACGCAAGCGAGCCACAUUAGAAACCAUCCGAGCCGAGCUGCAACAGCCUUAUGAAGAAUUACGAAAACAAUUCGUCUUCCCUACCACAGAUGAAAUCUUCACUAUGCUCACCGGCGAGACAAAUGAAACCCUGGCCGACGGUAUGGUUGUGCCAAUGUCCAUCAAGCGAAUUGCCCAGGACCAUAUUGAAGGAAAACUUGACUGUGGAGUUGAGGUGCUUGUUUCCGAGUCGGAUAUCACAGACCGACAUGACAUACCGCCAAGAGCACUUUUCCAAGUGCAUCAAUCCGUUCAAGGCAAGAUCUUGUACUUGAACAAGAAAACAUUCCAGUGCAACAUGACCCUUCGUGAAGACAAGGUCAGCAAAGGAUACCAGCGGCUGAUUGAGAAGCAUCGCGGUGAAUGGGAUGAUCGACAGGAACAAGAAGACCGUGACUUACUUCAAGAAAAGGCGAAAACAGAGAGCCGAUUCGUCAGAGUCAUCAAACAUCCUCUAUUCCGAGCAUACAACUCAAAGCAAGCAGAAGAGUACUUGGGAGGAAUGAACCGGGGCGACUGCGUAAUUCGCCCCUCUUCGAAAGGACCCGACCAUCUCACGGUCACAUGGAAAGUCGCUGAUGGUGUUUACCAACACAUUGACGUCCUGGAAUUGGACAAGGAAAAUGAAUACUCAGUUGGUCGGAUUUUGAAGAUCGGCGGCAAAUACACGUACAGUGAUCUGGACGAGUUGAUUGUCAGCCAUGUGCAGACAAUGGCCAGGAAGGUUGACGAGAUUAUGUCUCAUGAGAAGUACCAAAGCGGGACCAAGGCAGAUACAGAAAAAUGGUUAACAACUUACACUAUGGCAAACCCUAAACGAUCCGUUUACGCAUUUUGCAUCAACCCCAAGUACCCUGGAUAUUUCUUCCUGUGCUUCAAAGCCGGACAAAACGCAACUCUACAGAGCUGGAAUGUCAAAGUCAUUCCCCAAGGUUUUGAGCUGCAGCGCAAUCCUUACCCUGACAUGCGUGCGUUGUGCAAUGGAUUCAAGCUGCUUUUCACGAAUAUGCAAGUUGGUCGAGUUGGCCAAGGUUUGCCUCGCAGGUGA